AUGGCUUCUCUACAUCGAUCCGCCGCGCCCCUGCGCAGGGCCUUCACCUCUAUAGUCUCCUGCACCACCACCACCUGCGCGACUACCACCACCACCACCACCACCACAAGGGGCCUCGCCACCGUCCCCUCACCGGCCUCCGACGCCAAACCCAAUCCCAAACGCAAGACAUACUUUAAAGACACCACCGUCGCCUCCCUCGAUGACUUUAUCGCCGGCAAGUCUGGCGCCGACGCCGCCCUGUCUCAAUCCGCCGCAUACGAGCUGCGCACCGCCCAGGUCGGCCCCGAGGGCAAGAAGCGCACCAUCACGCGGCUGCCCGAGUGGCUCAAGACGCCCAUCCCCGCCGGCAACGACAACUUCAAGAAGAUCAAGGCCGAUCUGCGCGGCCUCAACCUGCACACCGUCUGCGAGGAGGCCCGCUGCCCCAACAUCUCCGAGUGCUGGGGCGGCUCCGACAAGUCGGCCGCCACCGCCACCAUCAUGCUCAUGGGCGACACCUGCACCCGCGGCUGCCGCUUCUGCAGCGUCAAGACGAGCCGCGCCCCGCCGCCCCUCGACCCCCACGAGCCCGAGCACACCGCCGAGGCCCUCGCCCGCUGGGGGCUCGGCUACGUCGUCCUCACCAGCGUCGACCGCGAUGACCUCGCCGACGGCGGCGCCCGCCACUUCGCCGAGACCAUCCGCAAGAUCAAGCACAAGAAGCCUACCCUCCUCGUCGAGGCCCUCACCGGCGACUUUGGCGGCGACCUCGACAUGGUCAAGAUUGUCGCCGAGAGCGGCCUCGACGUCUACGCCCACAACGUCGAGACCGUCGAGGCCCUGACCCCCUACGUCCGCGACCGCCGCGCUACUUUCCGCCAGAGCCUCAAAGUCCUCAAGCACGUCAAGGACGUCCGUGGCGACGGCGGCAUCAUCACCAAGACGAGCAUCAUGCUCGGGCUCGGCGAGCAGGAGCACGAGCUCAUGGACGCCCUCACGGAGCUCCGCAAGGCCGGCGUCGACGUCGUCACCUUUGGCCAGUACAUGCGUCCCACCAAGCGCCACCUCAAGGUCGAAAAGUACAUCACCCCCGACGAGUUUGAGAUGUGGCGCCAGCGCGCCCUCGACAUGGGCUUCCUUUACGUCGCCAGCGGGCCGCUCGUCCGCUCGUCCUACAAGGCCGGCGAGGCUUUUAUCGAAAACGUCCUCCGAAAGCGUGCCGGCGACAAGGCAGCCAUCACGGCGCAGGCUGGCCUGGACCAGGCCGUCGCCAUGGACGGACGUGCCGGACCAUGA
Cordyceps fumosorosea ARSEF 2679 is the source of this 1278-nucleotide messenger RNA. RefSeq names its product lipoic acid synthetase. The coding region runs from base 1 to 1278 and encodes 425 amino acids. Gene Ontology annotation, biological process: lipoate biosynthetic process. Gene Ontology annotation, cellular component: mitochondrion. Gene Ontology annotation, molecular function: lipoate synthase activity; 4 iron, 4 sulfur cluster binding. The transcript has a single exon. Lineage: Eukaryota; Fungi; Ascomycota; Sordariomycetes; Hypocreales; Cordycipitaceae. The record is from RefSeq and is a predicted model, not a curated record.